This is a messenger RNA of Quercus robur (English oak), 2823 nucleotides long. RefSeq names its product zinc finger BED domain-containing protein RICESLEEPER 2-like. Gene Ontology annotation, molecular function: DNA binding; protein dimerization activity. The transcript has 4 exons. Bases 378 to 2492 code for a protein of 704 amino acids. Lineage: Eukaryota; Viridiplantae; Streptophyta; Magnoliopsida; Fagales; Fagaceae. The record is from RefSeq and is a predicted model, not a curated record.
UUAGGGAUGGCCAUACCCAUUGGGUAAUGGAUACCCGACCCGACCCGAUCCAAAUAUUUCGGGUAAUACCCGAUUCUUAACGGGUAGAACUCAACCGGGUAGGGUAUGGAUAUUACCCGAAUUUUUCGGGUAAGGUAUGGAUAAUAUCCAUACCCUACCCGAAAAAAAAAAAAGACCUAAACUCUCUCACCGUAACUCAGUCUCACUCUCUCUCUCUGCCUCUCCAGUCCUCACCGUCACUCUCUCUCUCUGCCUCUCCAAUCUCCGCCUCUCCUCACCGUCACUCUCUCUAGUCUCCGCCUCUCCUCGCCAUCGUUUCCGCCCCUACCUUCCUCCAAAUCGCCGAUCGAGUUGAAAACCUCCUCCACGCUGCCUACAUGUCUACCACAUCCUCUGCCUCAGCCCCAGCCCCAAGGCCCCCAACUAGCACGACAUCAGAAUCACAAUCGUUGUUUGGAGAGGAAGUUGAGUCCAUUCCGGUUGAGAAUCCACAACAACAAGGCACUAAAAGAAGAAAAACUUCAGACGUAUGGAAUCAUUUUAAGAAGAAGAAUAUUGAUGGGAAAGUUAAGGCUCAAUGCAACUACUGUGGAAAACUUAUGGCUGGAGCAAGUACAUCAGGGACGACUCAUUUAAAACUGCACAUAGCAAAAAGUUGUCCAAGUGCUCCGAAGGAAGCAAGUCCUUCGAGGGAAGGAACGGAUAUUAGGAGGCAAGUUCUUGUCAAACAACACAAUAAGGCAAGAAGUAAAGGGAUCUCAAGCCCUAGUGUUUUUAAUGAAGAGGAUCAAAAGGCUUCGAGGAGGGACCUUGCACGAAUGGUCAUUUUGCAUGAGUACCCUCUUGCAAUUGUUGAUCAUGUUGGGUUUCGGGAUUUUGUUGGUGGUCUUCGGCCAAAUUUUAAGAUAGUAGGAAGAAACACAUUGAAACGAGAUAUCAAAAAAAUUUAUAAUGAAAAGAAGCAGAAGACUAUGGUAGAAAUUGACAAGAAUGCAAGUAAAGUUGCAAUCACAACGGACUUGUGGACUGCAAACAACAGUAAGAGGUCAUUCAUGGUAAUCACAGCUCAUUAUAUAAGUGACUCUUGGACUUUGGAAAGCCGGGUUAUAAGGUUUAUUCGUAUGCCAUCUCCACAUGAUAAGUAUUCUCUUUCUAAAAUCCUUUUGGAGUGUCUUUCUGAUUGGAACAUUGAUUUGAAGUUAUCUGCCAUAACUGUAGAUAAUGCUAGCAACAAUGAUGGUAUGAUGAAACUUGUUUUGGAUAAGCUUCAAGCUAGUUCACUUAUUUUAGGUGGAAAAUUGUUGCAUGUGCGUUGCGCAGCACAUAUUCUGAAUUUGGUUGUUCAAGAGGGUUUGAAUGUAAUUGGUGAUGGUAUUGAGAAGGUUCGAAGUAGUGUAUAUUUUUGGACUCAAUCACCAAAAAGAACAGAAAUUUUUGAAAAAAUAUCUCGCCAAUCACAUAUUGCAAGUACUAAGGAAUUAGUACUUGAUUGUAGGACUCGUUGGAACUCUACAUAUUUGAUGCUUUCAACUGCCUUGAUUUAUAAAGAUGUUUUUCCACGUUUACUAUGUUGUGAGCCUCAAUAUCAGUCUGCUCCAACUAAUAGGGAUUGGGAGGUAGCACAAAUUGUUUGUGAGAAGUUGGGUUAUUUUCAUAAAGUUACUGAGUUGCUUUCUGGUACUGCCUACCCUACAGCUAAUCAUUAUUUUCCUUCAGUCUUUCAGUUGAAGUUGGAAUUAAAUCAGUGGCUUUCAAGUGAAGAUGAGUUGGUUAAGAAAAUGGCAGGAAAGAUGUUAGCUAAGUUUGAUAAAUAUUGGAGUGACGUUCAUGAUAUCAUGAGUUUGGCUAUUGUUUUAGAUCCAAGAUAUAAAUUGAUGUUAUUGACCUUUUAUUUUAAUAAAAUGUAUGGUAGUAAGGCUAACGAAGAAAUUGACAAGGUUAAGAACCUUCUUUUUGAGUUGUUUGCGGACUAUGACUUAGAAAGCAUUGAUAGAGGAGUAAUUUAUUCUCAAGUUUCAUCUUCUACAUCUACAUCAAGUGCUGCACAUGAACAUGAUGAUACAAUGAGGGACUAUGAUUUAUUUGUUAGUAAUGCGACUGCUAACAUAGGCCAAAGGAGUAGGGAUAUUAUAUCGGAGUUUGAACUUUAUACUAGUGAGAAAGUGGCACCUAGAACUGAACAAUUCGAUGUUUUGGGUUGGUGGAAGCGUAAUGCUAGUAAGUAUCCUACCUUGCAACGCAUUGCAAGGGAUAUUUUGGCUAUUCCUAUGACAACCGUUGCCUCAGAGUCGGCUUUUAGCACUAGUGGGAGAUUGUUGAGUCCACAUCGUAGCCGUCUUCAUCAUGAUACCUUAGAAGCAUUGAUGUGUGGGCAGAAUUGGUUAUGGAGCGAACUUAAAAGUGUAUUAAAAGAUGCUACCAUUCAAAACGUUCUUGAUGAUUAUGAAGAAGAUGAAUUGGAGGAAAGUCAUGCCAUGGAGCUUUCAGACUAAUGGAUAGGACCAAACUCAAGCAAACUGAGGUGGACUGUGAGUUCCUGAAAAAGUGCUAUGAAACACUGACUGAUGAAAAUAGAAGGCUACAAAAAGAGCUUCAAGAACUGAAAGCAUUGAAACUAGCCCAACCCUUGUAUAUGCAUAUGCCAGUCAACAUGAUGAUACAAUGAAGGAGCUAUUUGUCAACUCAAAGUUAUAAACUUCUUAUGCUUUCUUUUCUUAUUUGCAAUUUUUAUGUUUUGAUAUAUGAAUGUGUUAUGAAAGUUUAGAUAUGGUAUGACUCUAUUAUGAUAUAUAAAUGAAACUUUCUUGGUUUCCAUUUAUCACA